AUGAGUGAAAAUCAACCUCCUUCUUAUGCAGCUACAAUUGAUUUAGAUAAUCCAAAUAUUCAACAAAGCCUUAAUGACACAUUUAUGAAGAAUAUGCGUCACAUUUUAUGCGAUGGACCUCUUAUGGCACAAGAAUCUUUGAUUCAAAUUGCAUCAGUUCUCUCUAAACAUCGAGAUCCAUUUGUACUGAAAUGCAUGCUUGCCUUUCUUGACAGAACUCAGAACAAUUUCAGACCGCUUAAGAAACCAAUGAAAUUUUUCCCACUUUUAACAAAUCAACUCAGCACAGAUAACGAGAUUAUUCACUCAUUUAUUUUCCAAGCAGUCAAAAUUUUUGCAAAUUCUAUAUCCCCUGAGCUUCCAGUUUUAAAUCAAAUUAUUCGCGGCUGUAAAUCCGACAAUCUCGAAAAACAAAUGUCAGCAAAGCGAUGUGCAAUGGAAUUAUGCAAGAACUACGACUAUUUCUGCUUCCAAAUCAUAAAAGAACUCAAAAUGCCUUAUGUAAUUGACAUAAUUCCAUAUUUAACGCGUUCUUAUCCAGUUAUGCAUGCUUCUGUAAAGCUCAUUAAUACUCACAUGUACUCAAAUUAUCCAUAUCUUAUUGAUUUAAUCGAUCAUACGAUUCAAUACAUCAUAAAGGCCGGUCAUUUUCCAUUAAGCACGUUUUACUUACUUAUACAAAUCCUCAACGAGCAGAAAGAGGAUGAAUCAUUUAUUCAUCUCAUUUUGAAGAAAAUUUGUCCAACAGUUAAGUUCUUUGUUCCCCAGCAGAAGGAAGCCAUGCUAGAGUUCUGCAAGGAAAUGAUAUCCCAUUACCACGUCAUUUCUCCUUAUUUGAAAAUCAUUUCUCUAAUGAACAUCACAGAUCCAUUUCUACAGACCAUUGAUGCGGACAGCUUGAGCACAUUGAUAUCCCUGAUAUAUGUGCUGCCGAGAACUGAAGAAUGGGGCGCAAAAAUCAUGGAUAAAGUUCAACAAUUCAAAAAUGAGCUGAAAAUACCAAAAUUCUUUACUAAUACGAUGAGGGCUCUCAAUCAGUAUCAAAAAGUCUUAUCGUAUGACUGCCAUUCGCAGAUCAGCAACAUCUUUUUGGAGCUUGUAAUGAUUUCAUCAGCUCAUCAGGACGCAAUCGGUGAAUUUAUCAACGAUGUGUCAAUACAAUGCGCAUCAGCAUAUAUAGAACUAUCAGAUGCCGUGCAAACUGCAACAGAAAAGUUAAAACUCGGAAUGGCCAAAAUUUCGUUUUCAUUGGAAACAGAUCCGAACGCUAAUUUCAUACCUUCUGAUCCAGGACAACUCGGAAUCGUGGCUUUCCAGAUCGGACAAUACCAACAAGCCUCUCAUUAUUUCAAUAAUCGAAGAGGAAACGGGUUUUACGAUAGUUUGAAGCUUUUUACAGAUGGAGAGCUCUCAUUCUUGGCAGGAGACUACUCCGCGGCCGCUCUACUGUAUGGCCAAGCCGAAUCUGCAUUUAGAAUCGCAGGAGAGAUGUAUUCCAUGCACUCAAUUCUCUCAAAAAUCAGAUUCUUGCAGUCUUCGCUUUGUCUACAGCUCUCCUUCUUCAAAAUGGUCCCAAAUGGAGCUGAUAUUGUUCAGUGCUUAGACGGGUUCACUGAGCUCAUGAACCUUACAGAAAUAUUCCCUUCGUACUCAAUUCUCAUUUCCCCGCAGUUUUGUUUGGCCAGCUCAGAAUGUGCUCAAAAUAUUUCUCAUAUUUCUUCAGAGAUCAGAGAAAUCUUACAAGAGCCAAACGUUGACGCCCUAUUUGACAUCAUUUCGAAGUUCAGACCUGUUCCACCAGCGUUUUUCAGACAAGAUUUCCCAAUUUCAGUUACUGGACUGAGACUUCUUAACACGGAAACGCAUGUUCCUAAGGUCGGAGACUUAAUGGUCGGAAUCGACGUAGAUGGAACUAUAGUUAACGAAGAUUACAAAGAUGCAGAGUUGUUGGUCCAAGUUUCUCAUGGAAACCGCUACGAUUACUCUACGCCAACUGUUAUUCCAUCUUCUGGAAGGUUUUAUGUCCACGAAGGCAUAUCUUUGUUCAGAAAGCCAGAAUGUGACAGAUACGAGAUGGAUAUUGAUGUUUGGGUGGAAGCAAAACUUAAGUCUUCUAGUAUAUCUUAUAUUAUUACACGCACAAAACUCAAAUUGCCGAUUGUUGAAGAUAAUUAG
Trichomonas vaginalis G3 is the source of this 2175-nucleotide messenger RNA. Its product is annotated as armadillo (ARM) repeat-containing protein family. The record is from RefSeq and is a predicted model, not a curated record. Bases 1 to 2175 code for a protein of 724 amino acids. The transcript has a single exon. NCBI's taxonomy places the organism in Eukaryota, Parabasalia, Trichomonadida, Trichomonadidae.